Megachile rotundata (alfalfa leafcutting bee) is the source of this 4497-nucleotide messenger RNA. RefSeq names its product centrosomal protein 97kDa (gene Cep97). Gene Ontology annotation, molecular function: U2 snRNA binding; protein binding. Gene Ontology annotation, biological process: mRNA splicing, via spliceosome. The record is from RefSeq and is a predicted model, not a curated record. NCBI's taxonomy places the organism in Eukaryota, Metazoa, Arthropoda, Insecta, Hymenoptera, Megachilidae.
CUGAGCUAAUAUUUUGAAUGAAAUAUUUAAUUUUACAUCUAACUAAAACAAAUAGCAGAUAUAUUUUUAUUAAACGCAGUAUAGUGAUCACGACGACAUCUUCGUAGCGUCUACCAAUUUGUUGUGUUCAUCAUGGCUUCGACGGAAUCCUUGGUAUGUGACACACUCGAUCUUAGUGGUCAGAAUCUGAAGAAGCUUGCCCGUUGUCCGUCAGAUGCAAGUAUCAAUACAUUGAUCUUAGACGAUAAUGAACUUCAACGUCUUGAUAAUCUUGAUUCUUAUCACAGGAUUACUAAGCUCUCCAUAGUAAGAAAUCAAUUGUUACGUAUGUAUGGAGUAUCGAAGUUACAUAAUCUUGUAACACUUAAUUUAGCAAAUAAUGGUAUUUUGACUAUAGAGGGUAUAAAGAAUAUGGUAAAUUUGCAAACAUUAUGUUUAGCUGGUAACAACAUAAAGUCUAUCGAACAUUUACACACAAACACUAAAUUAGAGCAUUUGGAUUUGUCUGAAAAUAGUAUUAGUCAUGUUUCAGACAUUUCAUAUCUACAAAACUUGAAGGAACUUUUUUUACAUAACAAUCGUAUAAUAACUUUACGACAGUGCGAACGCUACUUACCCACAUCUUUAGAAACAUUUACAUUAGCUAACAAUAAUAUUACUGAUUUAAAUGAAAUGUCGCAUUUAGCUAAUUUAAAAAAUUUAGUUAAUUUUUCAAUUGCUAAUAAUCCGUGCGUUAGUGUGGCAGGUAACAGUAUUGGUUUUGAUUAUCGACCUUUUGUUAUCAAUUGGUGUAUGAGCUUGAAAUCAAUUGAUGGCUAUCCUGUUGAUCCUCUUGAAAGCUUAAAGGCAGAGUGGCUAUAUUCUCAGGGACGAGGUAGACAAUUUCGUGUUGGUGAACAUGCUCUGCUUGCACAGUAUUUAGCAUCUGUGUGCCCUCUUUCUGGUGAAUCCCUAGAAAAUGAAACUGACAGGAAGCUUAGGCUGAUUUUAAGUAAAGCACAGCAUCAUCAACAACAAUUAAAUCAACAAAGUGAUACUGGAAGUGUGCACAGCUUAAGUAGCGUCGGAAUGAGUCCUUCUCCAGCCGCUAGGCGUAGACUUAGUCAUAACAGGACAAGUUCUCCUAGACGUACCAUUGCGCCAAUGUUGACAUACUAUGAAGAUAAAUGCUUACAAUCGCCAAAAUUUUAUGAAGCAAAGUACUGCGUGUGCCAUACACCUUGUAAAGGUACAACAAGAAAUUCAUUAAGAAUAAGAUCACCAGAUAGGAUGAUAUCUAGUUGUCAUACUGAUGCUAUGGUUUCUUCAUGCCACACCUUGUUAAAUGAAGAUCAUGAGUCAUUAAUGACCCAAAGUUUAGAUCCAAAUAUGCUUAGUGGCACUUUAGGCAAUAAAGUAUUAAAUCCUGCUAUUCCACAUGAUGUAGAAGAAACGUCUAGUCCUCUUCAAGCUGCAACAAAAUUAGUACCAGUUCCAGAAUCUUUAAUGAGUCCAGAUUUUCGUCCACCUUCUGGUCUGUCAAGAGUCCUAGCAAAAACUCCGCCAAGCAAAUUAACGUCACCUUGCCAAGUUACUGUACCUGGUAAAUCCACUGUUGAUGGAGAUGCCAAAGUUAUUCCAAUAAUAAACACAGUAAAUCCUAUGGCAAAAACGAAUCUUAGUGCUGUAAAAGCAAAUGCGCUCGUAAAAAGUAAUUCUGCGACAAACUGCAGUAUUGGAAAACCAAAUAUUGCUAAACCUAUUAUCACAAGUAGUACUAAUAAAUGUCCCCAUAGUGUCAAAAUUAAUAAUUAUGUUCAAAGCAAGACGUUACCUGCAAAACGAGCUUCAAAGAAUUCACCAAAUUUAGGCAGAAACAUACAAAGGCCAAAAAGUGCAAAUGACAGAAUUAAAAACAGUAUGCUUAAAAAAAGCGGAGACGGAGAUGCAGGUAACGCUACUCAGAGCAGUGAUGAAGAUAGCGAAAUGUGUCAAGCAAAAUUAGACGGUAUUCGACAUAGAGCUAUUCAAAGAAGACAAGAAGAUAGUAACAAAGAUCAAGAUGAAGCUGAAAAAGCAGCAAUAUGCAUUCAAAGAAUGUGGAGAGGAUAUCACACUAGAAACCUUAAUAAAAAAGCAACGAAUAUACUGAAGACUAUUGAGAUGAUAAGGACAAAUAAAUAUAUCCAAAAACUAUCUACUGACAUGGAAGCUACUAGAACUGCUUUAGAAAGCGAACAUAAACUACAACUAUUACAAAUGCAAGCAAUUAAUGCAUUAUGGAAAAAAGUAGUUAGUCUUCAACCUACUGCUAAUCGAGAUUCUACAGGCAGUGAUAAUGAAAACAUUGCACAAAACGUAGAUGUUGUAACUAAUUUAGCACAGACAUGUAAUUUGUUGCAUACUCAGGUGCAACAAUUACAAGAUUCUAUGUCAGAAAUAAAACGAUGCAUGUCAAGUAUGCAGUCAAAACCAAAUCUUAUUGAUAAUGGUGUCGCGACUCAAACAGAGAUAUCCGCUGUUCAUACCCCAGCAGGUGAAGAAAACACAUUUCCAUAUGCACGACCGCAUAGACCGCAGACUUUACCAAUUCAUCAAACUAUUCAUGAAGGAAAUGAAAAUAAAAGUUUUGCAUCUAAUUUGAUUGACUGUGUGCUAAAAAAAGUUUCUCAGUCUACAGAUACGACAGACGAUGAAGUUAAUACUGACAUCUUAAAUUCAAAUGAAAAUCCAGAAUUACUGAAUUCAAAUGAACAUGCUGAUAUGUUCAAAAGUUGCGAAGAAAUAGAACCUGAUUUCAAGGAUGUAGUAGAACAAGAUGCAAAAAAUCAGUAUGACAUAAUCGAUAAUGCUGCUUUGAACGGUGAAGUUUGUGAGGAAACAUUAUGUAAGGAAUUGCACAAUUUAAUUGAAACAGAAAUUACAGCAGAAAAUUGUACAGAUCUUAAAAAAGAAGAUAGUGGGGAGGAAAUUGAAAGUGAACAGCAUUAAUUUGAGAAAAAAUUUAUAGAAACGAUAUUAAAAAUAAAAAUGAAGGUUUAAAGUUAGAGGAACUGAAACAACGGAAAACGAAUAUAAAUUUUAGUGAAUGAUGCUGGAUUUACGAGUAAAAUUGAUACAUUUGUAACUAAAAAUAUUUUCUGUACAUAAAUUCAGACGGUAGCCUUAACUGUACUAAUAUAAUAAAAUUUAGUGCUUUUAGUCGCAUGUUUCUUAUAAUUCACGAUCAAAAAAUCAGAUACUUCCAUUAGAAUUCGAGAACAUGUCACGUUAUAUAGUAAAGAAAAUCAAGUGUCGGUAAUAUUACUUUAACAAAUCAUGCCGUAACAUUGUUUCAAUUAUGGAACUUGAAGCAAAGGCGUGUAUUGCAUUCAAAAAUUUGUCCGUCCACAUAUCUGGCUUCUGAAAAUUGAUCGAUGUAUGAAAUGUGUUCUAGUAAUAUUAUACACGAUAAAACGCUUUGCUCUUUCUUUGAAAGAUUAGAAGACAAAGAUUACUGUACAAGUAAAUUGUACAAUUGGCACCAUGAUUCUCAAUACUCGUAAAUUCUCAGAAUGAAGUAAUUUAUAAAAACCAGAAAACUGCAAUACGUACAUGCAUUCCCUCGUAAUUAUUUAACUUUUAUUAAAAAGCUUACCAAACAAUAUUUCGUAGAUAAUUAUUGAUUUUACGUAUUUAUUUUUGUAUUUAUUAAAUAGUAUAUGUAUAUGUCAGUGAAGGCUGACAUUGACCCAAAGGUAGUUAAUGACAAUUUUUAAUCUAGUCACAGCUUAUGCUUCUACACUAAUUAUUGUAGAUAUUAAUUGAAACUUGUUAUAUAAAUAUACAAUGUUACUAAAAGAUAAUUACACUCGAAACCUUCGAACGAAAAUAGGUAACUGUUGAAAAUUACGUAUUUUCAAUGAUAACAAAAAAUUGCAAUUAGUGACUUUUCUACGUAUAUGUCUACUUUUUAAGUUCUAUUAUUAAAAAUAUUUAUUUGACAUAAAUUGUUGCCGUUAGAAUACUAAUAGAGUGAAAAAACUGAAUGUAUGAGCCUUUAUUAAAAUAAUAUUUAUUUUGUGUGAUACGCGUUUAUCGUGAUAUGUCGUAUAAGAUAUUUUAACGCUCAGCAUUGUUAAGACCUUGAUAUAAGUGUUUAAUAAAUGACACAGUAAAUAGUUGUUUAUAACAGCAUUUAAUUUUAUGUAAUUGACUUCUGUAUGUACUGUUUAUCUUAGUACAUUAAUAUUUUGUAUUAGAAUACACAAUUCUAAAUAUGAUAAAAAAUAAUUAAAUAUGACAAAAUUUGUAACAGAAAAAUUUAUUACAUAGAAUGAGUAUUUAAUGUGAUAUAAGCAUGCUUCAUGUGUUCCUUUUAACUUUUAAUAAAACAAGAUUUUACGUUUAAUAGCAUUUUCGCACAUGAUUCCAAUAUUGAAUGUUAUAUUUUAAUUUAUUUUUAUACACCUAAUACGGAAAUUAUUACCAAAAAAUACAACUACACUUAAAUAGAACUGCACAAUAUUAAAAUAAAUA